AUGUACUUUGUGCAGGAUGUCCCCGUCCGGUACAAGCACUUGAGCAACACCCUGCGGGUCCUCUGCCUCUUCCCCGCCGUCUGGGGUGUAUACAACCACCUGGCCGAGGCCAACAGCAUCGAUAACCGCCAAGCCCGAGCCCUCGACCAUACGAAAAGCUCCGCUCUCGACAACUAUGUGGGCAUCCUCUGGUGUCUUCUGGCUGGACUCUGGACCUACUGGCUCACCAACAGUCUGAUCCGUCGAUGGUUCAUCCACUACGAGCCAUGGCCUGCGAUGAUUCGACUCCUCACCCUGGGCACAAUCUUCUGGUUCUCAGUUAUGUACUUUGUGAGCUACUUUGGUGCGAACGAGCCCAUAUGGCCGUGGAUGGUUAUCUGCGCGAUCCUCGCUGUCGCCCAGACAAUUCAGAUUCUACACUUUCGAGCCCGUGGUCUUUCAGGCUCUGAAAGCAAAAAGCCAAGACGUGACGGAAAGUCUUUGAUCUACAGGACAGUCUUGAUCCCAGGAGGCAUUAUCACAUUCAUAACCAUGGUCAUGCUCCUUCACCAAAACAACAUGCGCCCUUCGAGCGCAGAGGCGAUUGCGACUGGAGGAGCCACCGGGGUCAUGCCCACCAAUGAUGCCAAGCUCGUCAUUCAGGCUGCACAGAUCCAGGUUUUGAUCAUUAUUCUCUCUUCAUGGGCACCCAAGGCUCUUCAGCGUCGUCAGGAGAUCCGCGACACGACCUUGAGACUUGCGCCACCCAAUUCGUCAAAGUUCGCCUACACCUACAAGUUUGUCCUCGGCGAGGCACCCAGCAACCACGCCAAGAACUCGUUGGGACCCAAGAUCAGCCAGGAGAUACAAAAGUACGACGACUUGUUGCUCUUGCCCGUAUCGGACGCAGCCAAGGAUCAAGACUACAAAUCUUUCAAGGCGUUGGAGUGGAGCAACAAGUUCAAGUUCGACUUCCUGUGCAAGACCGAGGAUGAUGUCUUUGUUCGAUGGGACACUGUUGCCCAGGAUCUCAUUGAGCUCGGACCCUCGCAGCACUUCUGGCGUGGCUUUGCAUUCUGGUAUGUUUCAGGUUUCUGUGAUUGA
Messenger RNA from Linnemannia hyalina, 1083 nucleotides. The record is from the annotation of a GenBank genome assembly. Lineage: Eukaryota; Fungi; Mortierellomycota; Mortierellomycetes; Mortierellales; Mortierellaceae.